CCUCCUCCCUCUCUGACCUCUGCCACACCCCCCCGCUCGUCCACCAAAACUUUAGACCCGCGUUUGUCUGAACUCCUUUCUCAACACCAUCGUCCAGAUUUCAAUCCUGUAAAUCAUAAGUGAUAGGGUCAAGUCAGAGAGCGGUAGAUUGUUUCCAUCACGCGUCUCACUUGGUUUUGCCUGACAGCUUCGAAGCUGGGACCGAGGUGUUCCAUUUCGAGCUGCAGGCUAAGGUCUCUGGCCCCUGGAUCUCGUUCAGUUGAUCCGCGCAACAGAAAUCAUUCAAAGAGACACUAUUCGAAUUAUCCUUCCCAGCCUUCCUCGUUCCUCAAAACCUUCCUCUCGACCGCGCCGAAUUGCGGGGACGACGUCAUGAACGACACCACCACCACCCCUUCUCCCACUCCAGGUCCCGCCACGAAAGCAUCUCCGACUUCGAAAUCUCCCUCAGCCGUAGCCGGAACGAAGCGCAAGCGCGCAUCAGCGGCGAAAUACUACGCCGUGAAGGCUGGCUAUCAGCCCGGUGUUUACUAUGAUUGGCAUGAUUGUCUGACCCAGGUCACCGGGUACAAGGGAGCUGUCUUCCAGGCCUUCCCUUCUUACGAAGAAGCAAAUGCCUUCCUUACCGGGACUCGUGCCCCCGCUGUGCGCGGCGGAACCCCCUUGGAUUCUGAACCCACGAGAUUCUACGGUGUCCAGCGUGGUCGAAUACCCGGUGUUUAUACGGACUGGGCAAAGGCGCAGGAGCAGAUUAAAGGAUUUCCCAAACCGCGUUACAAGAAAUUCUCGACAAGGGAGGAAGCAGAGGAGUUUGCAAGGGAAGGGCAAGGAUCUGGCGCUACGUUCGGAAAGACCCCGGAAUCGCAGAAGCUCGCCGGUGCACCGGGACUGAUGAACGGGGUCCCUGCGGAUGCGCAGGGUAUACCUUUUGAGGCGGGGACUGGCCCUCUGCCGACCGGAACGGAGGAUGGGUUUGACCCCAACGUAUUGUUGGAUCCCAAAACAGGGAAAGUGGUCUAUAAAUCACAGGAUCAGAAGACCGCGACCAAGAUGAAAUCUACUGGUCCACCGGGGAUGCUGCGCAUCUACACGGACGGUAGUUCUUUGAAAAAUGGCAAAGCGCUUGCCUCAGCGGGUGUCGGGGUUUACUUUGGACCUGGCGACUCACGGUUUGUCCCCCCCUGACACUCACCUUAGCGUUGUCGUGUGUUCUUUAUUCCCUGGGAGGGUUUGCCUUUGGCAUAUA
Aspergillus welwitschiae is the source of this 1246-nucleotide messenger RNA. RefSeq names its product RNA-DNA hybrid ribonuclease. The record is from RefSeq and is a predicted model, not a curated record. The coding region runs from base 373 to 1185 and encodes 270 amino acids. Gene Ontology annotation, molecular function: nucleic acid binding; magnesium ion binding; RNA-DNA hybrid ribonuclease activity. NCBI's taxonomy places the organism in Eukaryota, Fungi, Ascomycota, Eurotiomycetes, Eurotiales, Aspergillaceae. The transcript has 2 exons. Gene Ontology annotation, biological process: DNA replication, removal of RNA primer.